Rotaria sp. Silwood2 is the source of this 5116-nucleotide messenger RNA. The record is from the annotation of a GenBank genome assembly. NCBI's taxonomy places the organism in Eukaryota, Metazoa, Rotifera, Eurotatoria, Philodinida, Philodinidae.
AGUGAUAGUUAACAAAGGAUCUCCCUAGACAUGUCCUUAUGGAUAUAAACUUGGUACAUGCCUCUAUCACUGGUAAAAAUAUCAGCUCAUUUGGUCGACAUCUAGCGGAGAUAUUUAAAUUUCUUAUCGGGGUGUUAUUUAUGAAACACCCUGUAUAGAGUAAAAACCAAUGAUCGCUCAGACUAUCCUAUAUUCCCGACAUUACAAGUCAAUGAAAAGAUGUCAAUUAAAUAAUGAGAAUUUUUGAAGCGCACUAUAGCUUUUACAGAAAAUCAAAUAGAAUAUUCUCAUAUUGAUUGUAUUCGAAUCUAUAUUUUAUCCUAGAAUAUUUUGAGAAUGUUUUCAACACUAACGCCCUCUUUAAUAAACUUUGACUCAUACCGGAAGAAUGCCCAGGAGAUAACAAAAACUGAAAAAAAUGGCAUUUUUCAUGGUGAAACGAACAUAAUAAUGUAUGUAUUUCAUUUUCAUUGAUUAAAAUGAAAGUUUUCAUUAAUGUCAUUCAUAAAUUUACUUUUGAGUCAUUUUCAUUAUGAUGACUUUCGUUAGAAAUCAAAAUCAUAGAAUGACAUUAAUGAAAAUUUUCGUUUUAACCAAUGAAAAUGAAAUACAAGCAUUAUUAUGUCCGUUUCAUCAUGAAACAUGACAUUUUCCAUGUUUUUCACAUGAAAGUCACAAUUUUAUUCCGUGAGUGGUCUGCGAUGAGAUGCUACUCUUGACAAUUAUGAAACUAGAGAACGGUGAAUUCAUAUUUUAUACAACCUUGGCUCAAUGACGUUUAAAGUUGAUCGAACUAUCGCUUAUCCGUAUUUGUAUCAUCAGAUCGCGUUACUGGGACGCCAAAGGGACCGAUGGCCUCUACCCCAAAUCCUGACUCCGCUACUGCAUUACGUACUACUGAUAAAACAUGCUGUAAUGGACUGUGAUCUACUAUACAAAGGAUCUCGAGAUAUUUGAAUAAUUUUCUACACACUUAUAUAGGUGGCAUGUAGCUCGAGUGAGAAAGUUAAAAUAUCACAGGUGUGAAAACGAAUACAGCAUUUAACGAUAUAUAAUGAGUUAGUUACCAUUAAAAUGGCAAUCAAGCGUGAAAAACCGUGAAACAUCUAACGCGUUAAAACGAAUUUUCCAAAUCUAACAAAAAUUCAUGAAACUUUUCUCCGUGAAACUUUAUUAAUUUGCGUUUUAAGGCAACUUUUGAUCUUAACUGGAGCAAUUAUUUCGCUAAACUUUUUUUUAUCACGUGGAGCAGAAAUGAUGAUGAUGUACGAAGUAUAGAAUUACAUUCCUUUGAUAUAAAACCCAUAGUAAAUUUUAAAGAAAAACUGAAAGAGGAUUAUCUUUGCCUAGGAUUAAUUCAAGUAGUUUUGCUAGCGAUUAAUACAAAAUAGAGAUUUCUCUAAAGAAGUGCUGCCUAAUCUGAUAAAAAGCUUUUGAUAUCUGGAUUGAUAUAGUCCACAGACACACUUGAUAUUUCGUAAAUAUAAGCCUUUCGAGAUGAUUUUUGUGUAAUGUGCAUAAACAAAUAUGUUACACAAAAAAUCAUGAAUAUUGUACGCGUGAAAACAAUUAGUAGAUUCAAUGAUGAAUAAUUAAAUGACGUUCGUUAACAAUUAAGAUUUUCAUUAAAACUCAUUAAAAUAUUUCACUCGUGAAAACAGUUACUAGAUUUAACGAGAAUCAAUCAGUUAAGUUUCGUGAAAAAUACAGAAAUGCAUGAAAACGCGUUAAUAUGUUUAACGAAUGAAAAUGAAUACCAAGUUUAACGAUAUUUAACAUGGUAAGAUUGGUUAAAAAUAAAAAAACUCAAGAAAUGUCGUUAAACUUCUUAACGCGUGAAAAUGAAUGCAACGUUUAACGAUAUAUAAUGAGUUAGUUAUAGUUAAAACGUCAAUCACGCGUGAAAAAGCAUGAAAAAUCUAACGCGUUUACACGAGUUUUCGGAAUAUAACGAAAGUUCAUGAAAUUUUCUUGGUGAAAUUUCGUUAAUUUGUCUUUUAACGCAUUUUUUUGUAUUAAUUUCAAGAAUCAUUUCGUUAAAUACCUUUUUAUUUUUACAUGGGUAGUGUGCAACGCUUGUGGAAAAAAUUUCAGUCUGAUAUACCCUACUAAACCGAACUUCCGGCUUGUUUUUCUACUUUCCAGGAGAAUCGAAAUAACUCCGUCGUUAUAACGGAUACAGGGCUCGGGCUGGUUUCAAAAUAAAGCUAGCCUCUGUGUGCAACUUUUUAUUGAACAGAAUCUUGCAACUCCCUUCCAUUCAUUUUUUAUGAGCAUUUUAGUGGGCAUGAUGUUCAAAAUAAGCAUAAAAAUGUGACUUCACGACAGUAAAUCCCACUUUUCUCAGUCCAGGAAUCAAGUAUCAAAAAUCCAUCCGAUGAAAAGUUAGCUCUGACUCAGAUCUUUAAGACAGAAAAAAAACAUUGGUGAUACUUCGACCCGAGAGGGAGUUAUUUCAAUUUUUCUGGCUAGAAACCAUGUUUUGAGAAAAACGCUAAAGAAGUUUUAGAAAUGGAUUUUUUCAUUAAAAUCUAGAACAAAUCAUAUUACAAUGGUAUAUUUUUAAUAUAUUUCAGUGGACCAUUCGAAAGUACACUGUAAAAAAAAAAAGGUACUUUACCGAACCCUCCAAAAAGGUUUCGUAGGUGUCUAAAAGCUUCCAAAUGUAUCCAAAGGGUUAAAAAAAAAUGGUUGUUAAAGUCUAGGAAACCUUAAAAGGAUCUGAGCGCGGGUACACCCUCCGAACCAUCUCCUACGAAACCUUUUAAAGUUCCGUAUAGCGAAAAAAGGUUUCGUAGGAGAUGGUUCGGAGGAUGUACCCGCACUCAGAUCCUUUUAAGGUUUCCUAGACUUUAACAACCAUUUUUUUAACCCUUUGGAUGCAUUUGGAAGCUUUUAGACACCUACGAAACCUUUUUGGAGGGUUCGGUAAAGUACCUUUUUUUUACAGUGUACGUAAUAGAUGAAGGUAGCUAACGCCAUGUGAUAUGCUGGUUAGUAUUAAAAUGUUCUAUUCAAUGAUAAUGCAAGUGGCAACGCAGUUUUUCCAAAACUGAAAAACUUUAAAAACCACGAAAAUUUCUCCGAAAAUAUGGUAGUAGAGUCAGAGUUUCAUGUGAUAAUUCUUUGGAAAUUUGGUUAUUUUGAAAAAAGUCAUGUAUAUUCUGAAAGAAGAAGCUUCGGUGCAUCUUCCUGUGAUAAAAACUCAACUUCGAUUUGUUUUGAAAAAUCCGAUUUUCUAAGGGGGUCCCCUUAAAUUUUCAUUGAUUGUGUAAUACUUAUGAUCCUUCAAUUGAAUUUAGACGAAUAAAAUCAAUAGAAUAAGGGAAAACGUGCAUUAUACAUCUAGAGAAAUAGAUCACAAAAAAGGGAAGCGAGUGCGGUCCGAAGGGCCGUCCAGAGCUCACAUAACAAAGAACAAAUAAUAAUUCGACACCAUCUAUGAAAGUCGUUUCGUGGCACCCACACUAUUGUGACUAGUAUGCAGUGCAAUUACUCGAUAUCGACAUGCGUAUAACUCCUUUCGCGGCACCCACACUAUUGCGAUAUGGGUGUGGGGUGUGAGUGAAGAGAACUGCUACACCCACACUCUCACUGGUUUUUGUUGUAAACAAUAAAUUCUCGAAUCUAAAUCCUUUCUAAAAUCAUACUUCGCAUAUUUCAAUAAUUAGAUUUAGCUUAAUUUGUUGUGCUCUAUACGAAUGAGAAAGAGAUCACGAGAGUAGUACUACCAUUGGUUUGAAACGAACCUUUUACCAGGCCUGAUUGUUUAAAUAUCCAGAUAUUAAUCAAAAAGUUCCCAUACUCUGAUUCCAAGAAAGAGCUUCUAUACACUGUAAAAAAUAGGCGUCGAAUAAUAAACCCUUGAAAAGAGUUUAUGAAGGUCAUAAACCCUGUCACAUACCCUUUUGGGGGUUAUUAGUAUCAUAAAUCCUGGGAAGGGUAUGUGACACGGUGCACUUUCAUAAAUGCUUUAGGGUAUAUGAGCAGUAAUAUACCCUUAAAAAGUUUAUUAACUUCAUAAACCCUUCGGAAAAACGUGUUUUAUUCUACGGAUUUUUCUAAAGGGUACAAUAGAAAACGCUUUUCCGAGGGUUUAGGAGGUUAAUAAACUUUUUAAGGGUAUAUUACUGCUCAUAUACCCUAAAGAAUUUAUGAAAGUACAACGUGUCACAUAUCCUUCAUAGGGUUUAUGAACUAAAAGGGUAUAUGAAAUGGUUUAUGAUAUUAAUAAACCCCCAAAAGGGUAUGUGAUAGGGUUUAUGACAUUCAUAAACUCUUUUCAAGGGUUUAUUAUUCUACGCCUAUUUUUUACAGUAUACUCUUCGAAAUUUAUAAAAUAUAUGUUAUUUGAUCUCUUCUUUCUUAUCAACAUAUUUUUAUCAAAAAAACAAGAGUGGAGCACUCAUUACAUAAACAUCUACAAGCAAAAAUGUGUAGGCCGACAAAUAUGAAAAAAACUACAGAAGAUUGAUGUUAUCAUCUAUAAGCUAAAAGAUAUAUCUUGUAUUCAUUUUAAAAAUAACGGAAGCUACUAUGAGAUGAUGUUUUCAUAAGUUAAAUUUGUCAUCGAUGUUUUGGAUGUGGGUGUGGGUGUGAGGUGUGGGUGUGAGGGUGGGUGUGGAUGUGGAUGUGAUUCUUGUAUGGUAAACAUCCACACCCAUACCGACACCGACACCCACACCCACACCCUUCAGUCAUUUAUGAAGAAGAGGUUUCUAAAGUAUCUAGUAAUUCAACAACUUUGGCUAUUCUACCAAGUAGUCAAGAAAUAUGUAAGUUUGUCAAAAUUAUAUUUGUCUGAAUUCUUUUUCCUUCUUUUUCAGAUCCAUCAAUUGCUAAAGCUCGACAGAAAACGAUUCCUUUAUUACCACAAUCAUGCUUAUUUGACAUUCCAGAUGAUUUUAAAACAACAGUUGAUGGAAAUCGCUUUUUAUUAUGUGAUGAAGCAUUAGCACGACAUGAACGUUUGUUGAUAUUUGCCAGUGAUCGUCAACUCGAUCUGUUAUUCUCUUCGCCUAUUAUUUAUAUGGACGGAACGUUUGCGAAGAGUUCACCACAUUUUACACAAAUAUAUAUUAUACAUGCAAUUCUUUUUGAUAUAUGUCGGCACUAG